GGAAGUAAUUUGCUGCCGAGUUGAGCUACCAAAGACACAAACAUGGAACAAAAUAACGAUGAAGGAAACCUAGCCCAGGUCCAGCGUGUGGUGUUGGUGCUGUCAGGGAAAGGAGGGGUUGGCAAGAGCACCCUCACCACAGAGCUAGCACUGGCUCUGCGGCACACAGGCAAGAAGGUUGGCAUCCUGGAUGUGGACCUGUGUGGACCUAGUAUCCCCCGUAUGCUGUGCGUGGGCCGGCCUGAGGUGCACCAGUGUGAUGCCGGCUGGGUGCCAGUCUACACGGACCCUGAGAAGAGCCUGUCCCUCAUGUCCAUCGGAUUCCUGCUGGAGGACCCAGAUGAGGCGGUGAUCUGGAGGGGACCCAAGAAGAAUGCACUGAUCGGCCAAUUUGUGUCGGACGUGGCGUGGGGAGAGCUGGAUGUGCUGCUGGUGGACACACCCCCCGGGACGUCCGACGAGCACCUGGCCGUGCUGGAGAACCUGAAGAAGCACCGCGUGGACGGAGCCGUGCUGGUCACCACACCCCAGGCCGUCUCUACGGGGGAUGUGAGGAGGGAGAUCACGUUCUGCAAGAAGACGGGAGUAAAGAUCUUGGGAAUCAUCGAGAACAUGAGCGGUUUUGUGUGUCCGCACUGCUCGGAAUGCAGCAACAUAUUCUCUAAGGGGGGCGGUGAGGAGCUUGCCAAACUGACAGAAUCCGUGUUUCUGGGCUCUGUGCCACUGGACCCGCAGCUCGGCACCAGUUUGGAGGAGGGCAAAGACUUCAUGCAGUCGUUCCCUUCCAGCGCCACCUUCAGCGCCAUCAGCCGCAUCUCCCAGACUCUGCUGAACAGCAUGGAGGCCGCCUGAUACGAGUCCCUGCCGUGAACCACAACUCUCGCCAGUUUAGCCGUUUCACACUUCACUCGUAUUGCGCCCCCUGAUGUUCAUCUGUUGACACCGGGCAGACGCAUCGUCGUCUGAUCGAGCCGAUGCAGAUGUUUAAGCUGUGCGGACAGUGAAGACAAAGUCGAUUUACACAUUCUUCUGCCCCGUUUCCACCUUUGUAACGUGCCAGCGUCGGUCAGCCCGGCUGGGCGACUUGCAUAAAUUUUUCUUCAUAUUUCGGAGCCAAGGGCCAGCAGAUGGUUGCACUUCAGACCGUGGAGCCCGUUUGCGGAGGCCAUUUGUGAAAGGCCGAGUGCCGGAUCCGACUUCUGUCGUCGGAAUAAGUUCCUGCUGGAUGUUGGAAUUCAAUUCAAAUCUUUUUGCCGGGGUUUAGAUGCCACUACUUUAGUCACACAACUGCACACGCUUAAAUUAUUCACCAAUUUAUUUUUAUAAUCUUCACUUAAGUAUAUUUAUAAUCACUGUUUGCUCUCUGUAGAACUGAGUUUUGCAGAAAAGAUGUGAUUGCUGGUAGAGGUUUUAGCCAUGGUGUGAAAACCAGUUCUCACCUCCCCGUCACCCAAGAGCAGACUGGGAGUAGAGCCGGCGCUUCACUUUAGUAAAUUGCUUCAUUUUGUUUUACUUCCAAUUUAAUUGAAACCUUCUUGUGCUAAUGACACAUUUUGUAAUAAACACUCUAUGGCAGUGGUGUGUGUGUGUGUGUGUGUGGUGUUUGGAAAGCGAGUCAGGUCUAAGUUCGGAAUCUUCUUUAAUUUGAUUGUGGACAUUCAUCUCAACACAACAGCAGAAUAAUUUGAACACCAGUGGCGAUACAGGCUUUUCCAGCCGCUGUCCCAUUUUUCAGAAAACAAAUUCCAGAUCAAUUCUAACCAAGUCGUCUGGAAAUUAAAAACAAACACGCUAGGCCAAACUCGAAUCCUCCAUCUCAGCGGUGACCCGCCGGCCGUACGGCACGAACCGCCACGGCGUCGAGACCAACAACAAACGGUCAAUAGUUCUCUUUCAGGUUCAGCUGAAAGAACAGAAUCUGGUGUGGCGAGCAGAAAGAGAGCUGUGGGAUGUGGUUUUGAUCUGGAUUAGACCUUCUGAAAAGUGGCCUGGCUCUUCAAAUAACUCAAUAUUGCGACAGAACACUGAACUCCAUGCAGGUUUUAAUUCGGGGGAAUGCGGUGAAACACGGAGAACAGCCACAGACGAAGGGAGAGAAGAUGAACAAGUCGCAGAGGAGAUGAACAUUUUUUUUUUUUUGGUGGAAAUUACACGCGAGACCCAAACACUAGGCGUGCACACACACACACACACACACACACACACACACUCACAAACACACACACUUGCGCGCGCACAAACACACCUUUAAUGUAAUCAAACAGCUGCACUACAGGGGCAAAGUGUGGGAGAAGGUUUGUGUUAAAUGAUUAAAAUACAACGGUUACACACAACACUCCCACUCCACCAGUCACAUACUAAAGGCAAUCCGAUUUUUGCAAUACCGAGUAAUACAUCCAGAGGAGUCCAAUCACUUAUCACAUUUAACCCACACACAGUGCAUUAAAACCUAUGUAUAGAUAUUUAUACUAUAUGUCUGUAUAUAUUUAUAUAGAUAUCACUGGGAAUCAAAGACUUCUGCUCCGUUUUAACAGUUCCAAUGAAUAAUUCCUUAUAAAUAAAAUCAGUGAAAAAAAAAACAAAACAAACAAACCAUGAGCUACUAAGUUCAUACACAUUUGCCUUUACAAAUAGAUCCUCGACAUUAAUGCAAAGAGUGUCCACUCCCAGGUCAGCGGGGGAGCAGGAAGCAGUGGGCCCUGUGGUCGGCUCUGAAAGACCAGGAGCAAGGCUACACCUGAUGGCCUCGAAUAAGAGACGGGAGGAAAACAAAAAUAAAGGAAUAUUCAUUUUUUUCUUUUUCAUAACACACACGCACACACACACACACGCACACACACACACACACGGGACAGACAAAUCACUACAUUGCGCAUUUACAAGAAGUUGACUAUCAAAUCAGAACAACUGUACACAGCGUGGCGAUAAGACCAUAUUAUGGAGCCAUAUUUUAUUUCCAUCUUUUUUUCUUUUCUUUUUUUUUUUUUUUAA
Lampris incognitus (smalleye Pacific opah) is the source of this 2991-nucleotide messenger RNA. RefSeq names its product nucleotide binding protein 2 (MinD homolog, E. coli) (gene nubp2). Bases 43 to 852 code for a protein of 269 amino acids. The record is from RefSeq and is a predicted model, not a curated record. Gene Ontology annotation, molecular function: 4 iron, 4 sulfur cluster binding; ATP binding; ATP-dependent FeS chaperone activity. The transcript is spliced from 7 exons. NCBI's taxonomy places the organism in Eukaryota, Metazoa, Chordata, Actinopteri, Lampriformes, Lampridae. Gene Ontology annotation, biological process: iron-sulfur cluster assembly. Gene Ontology annotation, cellular component: cytosol.